Molecule: messenger RNA, 1298 nt
Organism: Larimichthys crocea (large yellow croaker)
Lineage: Eukaryota; Metazoa; Chordata; Actinopteri; Sciaenidae
Product: vacuolar protein sorting-associated protein 52 homolog
Exons: 11
Coding region: 240-1283 (347 amino acids)
Biological process (GO): Golgi to vacuole transport; retrograde transport, endosome to Golgi; lysosomal transport
Cellular component (GO): GARP complex
Molecular function (GO): syntaxin binding
Source: RefSeq, a predicted model, not a curated record
GGGUUGGUAAAGAUGUCGCCCCUCUCUGUCCUCCUGCAGUUCACAUCCAGGCCAAUCUGGAAGAUGACCUCGUGAAGGAGGCGCUCAAAACGGGCGUUGACCUUCGUCAGUACUCCAAACAGGUGGAGUCAGAGCUGCAGAGGAUCGAACAGGCCUCCAUCAAAGACUACAUCAAGGAGAGUCAGAACAUUGCUCUGCUGCACAACCAGAUCACCGCCUGCGACUCCAUCCUGGAGCGGAUGGAGGGCAUGCUGAGCGGCUUCCAGAGCGACCUGUCCUCCAUCAGCAGUGAGAUCCAGACUCUGCAGCAGCAGUCGGUCAGCAUGAACGUCCGUCUGAAGAACAGGCAGGCGGUGCGCAGCCACCUCAGCCAGCUGGUGGACGAGCUGGUGGUGCCCGGAGCCAUGAUCUCCACCAUCCUAGACAGUCCGGUGACGGAGCAGGAGUUCCUGGAGCAACUCCACGAACUCAACAACAAGAUCAACUUCGCCAAAGAGCUGAGCUUCAGAGAGACGCUGGCCUGCUCCGACAUCCAGGACAUCGUGGACCGCCUCAAACUCAAGGCGGUGUCAAAGAUCCGAGAGUUCAUUCUUCAGAAGAUUUACUCCUUCAGGAAGCCGAUGACCAACUACCAGAUCCCUCAGAACACUCUGCUCAAGUACAGAUUUUUCUAUCAGUUCCUUCUGGCCAAUGAGAGGACGGUUGCCAAGGAGAUCAGAGACGAGUACGUGGACACGAUGAGCAAGAUUUACUACAGUUACUUCAAGUCGUACAGCGGCCGGCUGCUCAAAGUUCAGUACGAGGAGGUCGCAGACAAAGACGACCUGAUGGGAGUCGAAGACACGGCCAAGAAAGGUUUCUUCUCCAAACCGUCCCUAAAGAGCAGGAACACCAUCUUCACUCUGGGCCAGCGUGGCGCCAUCCUGAGUCCUGCCGAGCUCGAGGGUCCGAUCCUGGUCCCACACACGGCUCAGAGAGGAGACAGCAGGUAUCCCUAUGAGACGCUGUUUCGCAGUCAGCACUACGCUCUGCUGGACAACGGCUGCAGAGAGUUCCUCUUCCUGUCCGACUUCUUCAUGGUCACCGGAAACUCUGCGCUCGACCUCUUCAACAGCAUCAUGGGAAAAACUCUCAGCAUGUUCCUGAAGAGCAUGUCCACGUACGUGUCCGACUGCUACGACAGCAUCGCCGUCUUCCUCUGCAUCCACAUCAUCCUCCGCUUCAGAGCCAUCACGGCCAAGAGGAACAUCCCCGCCCUCGACAAGUCAGUCACCUGUUAUUGAUCAGAUCCGAACGUG